AUGAAGCGGCCAGCGACAAGAGGCGGGGUCGCCGGGGCAGCGGCGAGCGGGGGACAGGCGAUGCAAAAGCAAGGCCAGCGCACGCAGAAGAAGCCAGCAGCGGCGCAGAACCAGAAGCUUUCCGAGCCGUUGCGUCGCCGCGUGGACUGGAGCCGAGUGACGGCCGCGCAGCUGCUGGAGUGCCGCGAAGACUAUCAGGACGCGAAGGCUUACAAUGCGGGGCAUGGCCACGGCGUGCCAAGUUACAGAGAGUACGCUCGCAGCCACUUCUUGGCCACGCAGCGCGCCCAAGACCUCAAGCCCGAAGCCUUGCGGCAGAACUUAGCUGGGCGCGGCCGGCCGUAA
Messenger RNA from Effrenium voratum, 345 nucleotides. The record is from the annotation of a GenBank genome assembly. Lineage: Eukaryota; Dinophyceae; Suessiales; Symbiodiniaceae.